UUAAACAAGAGUAAGGAUUAAGAAAGGAUAGUAAUAAUAAGUAACGCUGUAAAAGUGGGAGAAUGGAGUUUCAAAAACAUGACGAGCUCGAGCUAGAAAGAAAAUCAACAUGGUUGGAGUUGAAGAUGGAACUUCCACUGGGAAUCCCAACACAACAAUUUCUAUUGGAGAAAGCAGUUUGCAGCCAUGGCCUCUUCAUGAUGGCACCCAAUCACUGGGACCCACUCUCCAACACCCUCACGCGCCCUCUGCGCCUCCAUCAUCAUCAUCAUGAUCACCCUUCUUCCUCUCUUAUCGUUUCUAUUUCUCAGCACCACGCCGCCUCUCUCGCCGUUAGGGUUCACGGGACCCACUCACUCUCUCCUCAACAAGAAAGCGCCUUGCUGGCUCAGGUGUCGAGAAUGCUGCAUUUGUCUGAAGAGGAAGAGAAAACCGUUAGAGAGUUCAGAAGCAUGCCCCACCUCGAUCAUCAAAAUAGAAGUUUUACUGGAAGGGUAUUUAGGUCUUCCACAUUGUUUGAGGAUAUGGUGAAGUGCAUGCUCCUCUGUAACUGUCAGUGGUCAAGGACUUUGAGCAUGGCUCAGGCGCUUUGUGAGCUUCAGUUGGAACUGCAAAAUGAAUCACCCCGUGCAGUUUCAGUCUCAGGCAAUCCAAAAGUUGAGACUGAGGACUUCAUUCCCAAGACACCAGCUGCUAAAGUGACUGGGAGAAAGGGUAGAAAUUCUUCUGGUGUUUCAACAAAAGGCACAUUUUGUAAGAAGAAAUUAGAGUUGGAAGUUGCUGGAAAUGCAUCAAGUUCGAAUGUGACCUUGCUUCCAACAGAUGUAGAGGGCAAUGCAUGUCAUUGUGGCAAAUCUUGUGUAGCCACUGAAGAGCCAAGUUCAGAUGAUUCAUUUCUUCAGUUGCCUAAUGGAAGAGAGUAUUUUAACCAUACUGGAAAUUUUCCAUCCCCAAGUGAGCUAGCAAACCUCGAUGAGAGUUUUCUGGCAAAGCGAUGUAACCUUGGGUAUAGAGCAAGUCGUAUAAUAAAACUUGCUCAAGCCAUUGUUGAAGGAAAAAUUCAAUUAAGACAACUUGAAGAACUCUCCAAAGAUGCAAGCUUGUCCAACUACAAGCUGCUUGAGGAUCAGUUGAAGCAAAUUACAGGAUUUGGCCCUUUUACUCGUGCCAAUGUACUUAUGUGCAUGGGAUAUUACCACGUCAUUCCAACUGAUUCUGAAACUAUUAGACAUUUAAAACAGGUUCAUUCAAGAAAUUCGAGCUCUAAAACAAUUGACAGAGAUGUUGAAGAAAUUUAUGGAAAGUAUGAGCCCUAUCAGUUCCUUGCAUACUGGUCUGAAAUGUUGGAGUUCUACGAAAGAAGGUUUGGCAAGAUGAAUGAAAUGCAUUCUUCUGACUAUAAACUUAUAACCGGUAGUAAUAUGAGAAGCGCUAGUAAAGGCACAAGUAAGAGGAAGAGACUAUCCUGAAAAUGCCAAUGCUAAAGUCUUACUCUCCAAAUACACACUUCAAUUUGUUCAGCUUAUAUAACUACUUGAACAAGGUGUUUGGCUUAUCAUGUAGAAGUAAUUUAAUGUUUCAUGUUUAAGUUCUUUUGUUAUAUUCUAUUAGCUCUUAAUAAUUUGUGCUUUGAGAUGGCACUGAAACUUUGCUAUCUCCAAAUACACACUUCAUUUUGUUCAGCUUAUAUAACUACUUGAACAAGGUGUUUG
Messenger RNA from Gastrolobium bilobum, 1712 nucleotides. RefSeq lists its product as uncharacterized. Gene Ontology annotation, molecular function: 8-oxo-7,8-dihydroguanine DNA N-glycosylase activity. The coding region runs from base 63 to 1469 and encodes 468 amino acids. Gene Ontology annotation, biological process: DNA repair; base-excision repair, AP site formation. Gene Ontology annotation, cellular component: nucleus. NCBI's taxonomy places the organism in Eukaryota, Viridiplantae, Streptophyta, Magnoliopsida, Fabales, Fabaceae. The transcript has 5 exons. The record is from RefSeq and is a predicted model, not a curated record.